Messenger RNA from Pieris brassicae (large cabbage white), 1687 nucleotides. Its product is annotated as probable G-protein coupled receptor Mth-like 4. Gene Ontology annotation, cellular component: membrane. Lineage: Eukaryota; Metazoa; Arthropoda; Insecta; Lepidoptera; Pieridae. The coding region runs from base 72 to 1304 and encodes 410 amino acids. The transcript is spliced from 8 exons. Gene Ontology annotation, biological process: cell surface receptor signaling pathway. The record is from RefSeq and is a predicted model, not a curated record. Gene Ontology annotation, molecular function: transmembrane signaling receptor activity.
CUAUUUUAGUGAAUCAAGCGCCGGUGCCGAAGUCGGACGUGUUCAUUCACCUAAGUCCGGAACGUUUUAAAAUGUUUCGAAUACUGUGUGUUCUCGCGUAUUUUAAUUUAGUUGUAAGUGACCCUCUAAACACCUACUGCUGUUUGGAAGAAGAUGGUAUUUUGAGCGAAAAUGAAGCACUCUGUGUAAAUCCAGUCAAUGAGGUUAAAAAGGCUAUACGGUUCAAUUGUAAAAAUACCGUAAGAUUAUUUCAAAAGAAAUUCAACUUUACAGUGAACGAUAAUGAAUCGGCUACCAUAUAUAUGGGAGAUAAACCUUUCUUACAAGGCGCGGGAUCAUUUUGUGCCGCAAAUGAAACUACGAAUAACACGUUAAAAUUGUUAUUAUUGUGUACAAUAGAGGAAAAGGAGACGAACUUAGUAUUGAGUUACUGCAUGAUAGUUUCGGCAAUUUUUCUUGCCUUGACCGCUAUACUUUACUGCGCUUUACCGAUUCUAAGAGAUCUACAAGGCAAAAGCAUAAUUUGUUUCUGCGUGAGCUUAGCGCUGGGACUAAUUAUUUUGGCCAUAAUGAAUCUUGUUAAAUAUUCCGAUAUGAAUUUAUGCGCUGCUCGAGGCUUCCUGACCUAUUAUUUUAUGGUAUCAAGUUUCUUCUGGAUGAAUUCCAUCUCGAUACAGAUUCUAUUUCGAAUCAAGCGUCCAUCAGUGCCCGACUAUGGCUGGCGCACCUUUUCGUGGUAUGCUCUUUACGCGUUUGGUACACCCGCGCUUAUAACAAUAGCUAUGUCCAUUGUCAACUUCCAUCCUGGAAAACAUCAAAAACCAGGCAUCGGUCUCAACACUUGCUGGUUUUACGAUAAAAGGCAACAAUGGUACUAUAUGUAUAGUGUACUAUCAAUACUCAUGGCAAUAAAUAUAGCUAUAUUUUGCUACUUGUCAGUUUACUUGUGGAGACAAACGUUCCUAUCAACACACGUCAAGGAGCUGCGUUAUAAGUUCGGAAUGACAUUAAAGAUGUUUAUUAUUAUGGGUCUUCCCUGGAUAUUUGAAAUGAUUAGUACUUUCUUCGAAGCACAUAUAAUUUGGACAGUCUUGGACAUAUUUAACCUCAUGCAAGGACCCUUUAUGUUCAUCGUACUAGUCGUGCUACGAAAGCGUGUAUUAAAGGCUCUAUACAAAAGUGGUUGCCUGGAUUGCGUUUCCGGUUUAGUUGAGCGAUACCUGGCGAUCGCAGAAGAUGACGAAGAAAUUGUACAACACACCAUUGACGUGCCAUUAGACGAUAAAAAACAUAACAAUAUUUGACGAGAUCUUGUUUGAAAGGAUUUGUGCCUGUUAAGAUGACUACGACUGGUCCGGGAAUUCACUUACCAGGCCAGGGGACUCGGCUAAAAACUUACAACUAAUGUUCAUAAAUGUAUCUCAAUCAGGUUAAGUAAUAUUCAAUCAAAAGCAGCUAUAACUAAUAUUAAUUUCACAUUAACAUUUUAUAAAAUAUUGCAAAUAUCGUUAUUUAUAAAUAUAAAUUUGUAUGCUUUACAAACGACGUUUUAAAAACGAACAAUUUGAUGAGAUCAAAUCAUUUUCAUUUAAUUGAAUGUAUUUAACCUAUUAUUUUAAUGUAUGCUUAUGUUAUUCAUAAAAAUAAGUCGACACUGGUAAAUAUACGUUUGUCUCUUUCUGUCCAA